GUGUGUAAUGUCGGUGGAGCUCACAUUCUUGUGAGUGUCCAGUUGGGGGUGAUUUUAGCAUUUCUGGAGAAAGAAACUCGAAAAGUUUUUUUUUUUUUUUUGUGGGGGGGUAAAACUCGAAAAGAAACUCAAGAUUGUUGAAUGUUGUUGAAUUCAUUCAAUUCCGAAAAAGAAGGCGAGCCCAUAGUAGUCGCUGGACUCCGUCACGUUAGAUCAUGACUCGUUAACUCAACCACGGUUAAGAAUCCGAAUAUACGCACUCGACUAUACGCGCUUCUCUCUCUCUCCCUCAUUCUCUGCACCGCCCCCUGGCUCUCGCCCGCAACCGCAUUGUCCAAUUCCGGCGACUCCCCGCGCUUUGCCGCCGGAAAACACGUCACAUUUAUGGUUUUCUUGGACUCAGAUAGGUUGCCAAAUCCUACGAUCUCUUGAUCCAAUUUUUGCGUGCUUUACCUAGGUUAAAAGUGUCUUUUCCCCAAUCCAGCCUCCCUCGAUCACUGAAAAAGACCCCAACAUUCUUCGCACUUUGCAAGAAUACUACCCCUCUCGUGUGCUGUUCACGAAAGGAAUAAUCUUCAAUAAAUCCCAAAAAGGAAAAAUCCCAAGUCGUUUCGAUCCGUUUUUGUUAAUUGGAAUUCAAAUUACGUUGAUUUCGAUUUCCAUAUAUAGUCAACCUAGGAUCUUGAUUUGCUAAGGAGUCUAGGUUUUUAAUGCAUGGGGGGAGGGGUGGAUAGGGAUGUGCAGGGUAGAGAGAAAAAGGAGUGAAGAGAGAGAGAAGAGGAGGAUGGGGAGGAGGUGGGUGGUGGUGAUGGGGCUGAAGACGGGAGAAGGCAGGGUGGAGAAGCUGAGGAGUUCCAUGGCGUCUUCGAGGCCCAGGCUGAAGCUGUGGAUGAUAAGGGCGACGACGUCGGUUCUGCUGUGGACUUGCUUGGUGCAGCUGACGGCCUUGGGGGAGAUGUGGGGCCCUAGGGUUUUGAAGGGCUGGCCUUCUUGUUUCUCUCAAGAUUCCUCCACGGCUGCUGCUUCUGUUUUGGACCUCAAGUUUUCCCCUUCUGUCCCGGAAAGAAUUCUUCCUCCAAAGAGGGUUUAUAAGAACAAUGGCUACUUGAUGGUUUCAUGCAAUGGUGGACUUAAUCAAAUGAGGGCAGCGAUUUGUGACAUGGUUGCUAUUGCAAGAUAUUUAAAUGUCACACUUAUAGUUCCCGAACUGGAUAAGACUUCUUUCUGGGCUGAUCCCAGCGAAUUCCAAGACAUAUUUGACAUUGAUCAUUUCAUCACAUCCUUGAGAGACGAGGUUCGGAUAUUGAAACAGCUACCGCCCAGACUCAAGAGGAGAGUUGAGUUAGGGAUGUUCUACACCAUGCCUCCCAUUAGUUGGUCUGACAUUUCGUACUACCAUAAUCAGAUUCUUCCUCUGAUACAGAAGUAUAAAGUUGUUCAUUUGAAUAGAACUGAUGCCAGGCUUGCUAAUAAUGGCCAGCCCAUAGAGAUUCAGAAGUUGCGCUGCCGAGUUAAUUAUAGUGCUCUCAAAUUCACUUCUCAGAUAGAGGAGUUGGGCAGAAGGGUUAUUAGGCUUCUAAGGCAAAAUGGUCCUUUCCUAGUGCUUCAUCUCAGAUAUGAAAUGGAUAUGUUAGCCUUUUCUGGAUGUACUCAGGGCUGUAACCCUGAGGAGGUAGAGGAGUUGACUAGAAUGAGAUAUGCAUACCCAUGGUGGAAAGAGAAAAUUAUAAACUCUGACUUGAAGAGGAAGGAUGGGUUGUGCCCUUUGACACCUGAGGAAACUAUGCUUAUUCUAAAGGCGCUAGACAUUGAUCGCAAUAUACAGAUUUACAUUGCGGCUGGAGAAAUAUAUGGUGGAGAAAGGAGGAUGGCUAGUCUUGCAUCAGCAUAUCCAAAAUUGGUGAGGAAGGAGACACUGUUGGAGCCAUCAGACCUCAGGUUUUUCCUGAAUCACUCAUCCCAAAUGGCAGCAUUGGAUUAUCUUGUUGCGUUGGAGAGUGAUAUUUUCGUUCCAACAUAUGAUGGCAACAUGGCCAAAGUUGUCGAGGGCCACCGCAGAUACCUCGGCUUCAAGAAGACAAUCCUACUGGACAGAAGGCUUCUAGUUGAUCUGAUAGACCGAUAUAAUGGUGGAUCACUGAGUUGGGAUGAAUUCUCAUCAGCUGUUAAGGAAGCUCAUGCAGAUCGCUUGGGAAACCGUACUAAAAGGAUUAUGAUUCCCGACAGACCCAAAGAGGAGGACUAUUUCUACGCCAACCCAGAAGAGUGUUUGCAACGGUCAGAUGAGCUGUUGAGUGCUACAUGAUCUCUUGUAGGGCUGGUUUCAUCCAUACCAGGAAUAUCCUUCCGGUUUAGCAAAACGAUUUUCUCAACACAGAGAUAUAGCACUGGAGGGGUUUUGUUCCGAUACAGCAAUGUAGGAGAAUUGAAUUUGACAAAACCUUGGAGAGUGCAGUUGGGGCAGUACACUAAAUAUCUUAAUAUAUCUUCCAAUAAUACUAAUCAUGUAUAGAAGCUACCCUGCCAUUGCAGGGUGAUAUCGAGUGGACUCGACUGCAGUGAACACAGAGAGGGGGUGUUGCAAUUUAUAGAUUUUGGCAUUAAAUCCAUUUUUGCUUCCAUGGUCUUGAUUUUUCGGGUAUUUCAGUUCUUCCAUGGUCUUGAUUUUUGUGUAGCAUAUAUAAAAUCCAGCUCCUUCUCA
Rhododendron vialii is the source of this 2701-nucleotide messenger RNA. RefSeq names its product rhamnogalacturonan I rhamnosyltransferase 1-like. Gene Ontology annotation, cellular component: cytoplasm. The transcript has 8 exons. Bases 737 to 2305 code for a protein of 522 amino acids. NCBI's taxonomy places the organism in Eukaryota, Viridiplantae, Streptophyta, Magnoliopsida, Ericales, Ericaceae. The record is from RefSeq and is a predicted model, not a curated record.